GUGUUUGAUACUUCUGAUCUACCUGGGGGUGUGGUUAAUAUCAUAACAGGAUCACGUGAUCAUUUAAUUAAAUAUUUAACCGAACAUCAAGACAUUCAAGCUAUUUGGUAUUUUGGGUCGGCUGAAGGUUCUAAGUUUGUAGAGUUACAUUCAGUGGACAAUAUCAAGAGGACGUGGGUCAGUUAUGGGAUCAGUAGAGACUGGACCAGCUCAGAACAAGGACAGGGGGAGGAGUUUCUGUAUCAUUCCUGUGAAGUGAAGAAUGUUUGGAUACCAAUGGGAGAAAUAUUUGCUAACUAAUCAAUAAUAAUAAUAAUGUGACAGUUAUUAAGAAUUUUAUUUUUUGUUAUUAUUAUUAUUAUGGUUGUUGUGUGAUACCAGUUGUAUUAUUCCAUUAGUUAGUGUGAAACUGUGAAUUAUAA
Molecule: messenger RNA, 422 nt
Organism: Amphimedon queenslandica
Lineage: Eukaryota; Metazoa; Porifera; Demospongiae; Haplosclerida; Niphatidae
Product: aldehyde dehydrogenase family 16 member A1-like
Exons: 3
Molecular function (GO): oxidoreductase activity
Source: RefSeq, a predicted model, not a curated record